Molecule: messenger RNA, 972 nt
Organism: Zingiber officinale
Lineage: Eukaryota; Viridiplantae; Streptophyta; Magnoliopsida; Zingiberales; Zingiberaceae
Product: LIM domain-containing protein WLIM2b-like
Exons: 5
Coding region: 210-782 (190 amino acids)
Biological process (GO): actin filament bundle assembly
Cellular component (GO): actin cytoskeleton; plasma membrane
Molecular function (GO): actin filament binding
Source: RefSeq, a predicted model, not a curated record
GUCCUCUCACCCACGUCUCCAUCCCCGCUGCUAUCGCUUCCCCCGUCCCUUUCUUUUCCCUGUCCUUUCUCUUUCUUUCGUGUUUAUCGACUCCGGCUGCGGGGGACAGCGGUGAGAUCCCGAUUUGGGCUUCGAUUCCUUGCGGGAUCGAUCGGCCGGCGUCGGAGUCGGGGACGGAGGCGUUAUAUUGGUGAGGACAGAGGCGAGAUAUGUCUUUCAAUUUCACUGGCACGCAGCAGAAAUGCAAGGUCUGCGAUAAGACUGUCUACCUGAUGGAUCAGCUGACCGCCGAUGGCGUCGUCUUCCACAAGUCCUGCUUCAAGUGCAAGCACUGCAAAGGAACCCUCACGCUGAGUACAUAUUCAUCGAUGGAAGGUGUUCUGUAUUGCAAGCCUCACUUUGAACAGCUCUUCAAGGAAUCUGGCAACUUCAACAAGAAUUUUCUGUCACCUGCAAAAUCAGCUGAUAAAGCUCCAGAACUGACUAGAUCUCCCAGUAAAGCUGCCAGUAUGUUCUCUGGGACACAAGAGAAAUGUGCUACAUGCCGGAAAACUGCAUAUCCUCUUGAGAAGGUAACUGUUGAAGGACAGGCAUUCCACAAGUCCUGUUUCAAGUGUUCUCAUGGAGGUUGCUCGAUCACCCCGUCCAACUAUGCAGCCCUUGAAGGGAUCCUCUACUGCAAGCAUCAUUUCUCCCAACUUUUCAAGGAGAAGGGGAGUUAUAACCAUCUUAUCAAGUCUGCCUCAAUGAAGCGCAGCCCAGCAACUGCCCCAGAUAUUUAGUAUCAGUUAGAUGUUGCGGCUAUUUAUACUGCAAUAGAGUUUUUAUCUCAUGUUUAGUAUCUGUUAAGAUACUUACAGCCAUGUUGUUGUCCAUUGUUGUUGUAGCUCUUUUGUUCUGUCGACUCUGUAGCAAAACUUGACCCAGAGAAGCAAGUCCUAUGUUUUAAUCAAAUGAUAUUUUACUCGGAAA